Stegodyphus dumicola is the source of this 3197-nucleotide messenger RNA. Its product is annotated as cell adhesion molecule Dscam1-like. Gene Ontology annotation, molecular function: protein binding. The record is from RefSeq and is a predicted model, not a curated record. Gene Ontology annotation, biological process: cell-cell adhesion. Lineage: Eukaryota; Metazoa; Arthropoda; Arachnida; Araneae; Eresidae.
AAGGUCGCUUGCUGCCCCUGAAUCAACGCCAGCGAGUAUUCCCCAAUGGUUCUCUGGUGAUCGAAUCUGUGCAGCCAAAGGUUGAUGAUGGCCGGUACAGCUGCGAGGUUACUUCCAGUCAAGGCACACCGAUUUCUCGAUCGUUCCGCAUCCUGGUUCGAACGGGACCAAAGGUAGCCAGUUUUGCAUUUAAAGAUAACCUCCAUGAAGGAAUGUUGACUGCUGUAACUUGCAUAGUUGAUGCUGGAGAUGGCCCGCUCACAACCCGGUGGUUAAAAGAUGGUCAAAUUCUAAUGGAAGAAGACUUAGAUGCUGCAGUAUUGUAUGCGCAAGAAGGCUACGUGUCCACACUCACUAUUAAAGCUCUGGAAUACAAGCAUAAUGGCAACUACACAUGUGCUGCAACGAAUGACGUAGCAACAGGUUCUUACAGCGCAGUUUUAACAGUUAAAGUACCACCACGAUGGGUUUUGGAACCAAAUGAUAUAACGGCGGUCUCUGGGCGUCCAGCAAAAAUUAGCUGCCAGGCAGAUGGUGUACCACAUCCACAUAUCAGAUGGAAAAAAGCUACAGGUCAUCCGCCAGAACAAUUUAAAACAAUUGUAAGCAGUUCCCAUGUGCAUAUCUUGGUGAAUGGAUCACUGAAUUUUCCAAGCGUGGAGCCAUCAGAUGAGGGAUAUUAUCUCUGCGAGGCAAAUAAUGGCGUUGGACCAGGCCUUAGUACAGUCGUUCGUCUUACAGUGCAUAGUGCUCCUCAAUUUCAGUCUAAAUUUAAAGUACUUGGAGCUAGGAGAGGAGAAAGAACAAUCAUUGAGUGCAGUUCUUAUGGUAACAGACCAAUGACUUUUAUUUGGCGAAGGCAAGGUGUUAUUAUAGAGCCAAUAACAGAGCCAAGGUACAGGAUGAUGAACGAAGAGCUGGGAGAUGGAGAUAGAACGAAAUUGAUUAUCGAAAAAGCUGAGAGAAAGGACUCUGCCUUGUUCACUUGCACCGCUAUUAACGAUUACGGUGAAGAUUCCAUGAACAUUCAAUUAACAGUGCAAGAUAUUCCAGAUGCCCCACAGAAUCUAGAAGUACAUGAUAUAUCUAGCAGGAGCGUAAGGCUGACUUGGAAUAAACCAUUUGAUGGUAAUUCUCCUAUAUUGCAGUACACAGUCAUGUGGAGGCAAAUAAAUGAUAAAAUAAACGAAGAAACUUUUUUAGGUGAAAUAGCUGGAGGGCCAGUGACAAUUCCAGGAUCCGAAACGACGCUGACGGUUCGUGGCCUCAGGCCCAAGACCAGGUACUUCUUUCGUGUGAAGUGCGAAAAUUCUUUGGGGGAAAGCCAGUUUGGAGCUGAAGUAGCAGCUACCACUCUGGAAGAACCUCCAAGACAUGCACCAGAAGAUGUAAAAGCCAUUACUUUAUCAUCGAGAGCCAUAAAUGUUACAUGGAAAAUACCAUCAGAGGAAGAUGGAGGAAGUAUCGAAGGAUUUUACGUCGGUUACAAACUGUACGGCAGUCCUGAUACUUACACGUUCAAGCCAGUCGAUUCAAUAAAAGGCAGAGAACAAUAUUUCGUUGUAACAAACCUCAACCGGUUCACGGAAUAUAAUAUUGUGGUGCAGUCAUUCAACGCUCGUGGAGCUGGACCCCCAUCUGAAGAAGUUACAGCAAGAACCCUGGAGUUUGAUCCUCCCGGUGUUCCAGUAAUAAAGACAUAUUAUGCCACAUCUACUGCGAUCAAAUUAACGUGGGAACUUAACGUCCUUCCUAGUGCUCCAGUUUCAGGUUAUAUUUUGCAUCACCGGUUAGAAGACAAUCACUGGCAAGAAACUCAUCUAAAUGGAGACAGAACUGUGUACACAUUGAGAGAUUUGCAAUGCGGUUCAACUUACUACAUUUAUUUAGUUGCCUUUAACUCUGUUAGUCAGAGUAACAGCAGUGAGAUAAUAUCAGCUAAGACCAAUGGAAAUGCUCCCAUUGCUCCUGAUAAGAGAAUGCUGCUAUCCGUCAACAAAACGACCGUGACUGUCAACCUCAACAGCUGGCAUAAUGGGGGAUGUCCCAUCACAUUCUUUGUCAUCCAGUACAAGGCAGCUGGACAUCAUGAAUGGACACUGGUUAGCAACAACAUUAUUCCCGAACAACAGACCAUUACGAUAACUGACCUCACACCAGGGGCUUGGUAUUCUUUGUUGAUGACAGCGAGAAAUGAUGCGGGAUCUACAGACGCAGAAUACGUCUUUGCAACACUAACGCUCACUGGCGAAUAUCCCCCACGACCAUCAGAAGUGAGUGAUGUAAAUGGUUCCUUUUAUCGCCACUUGACCAUCACAGUCCCAGUGGUUAGCUCAACGAUAGUUCUCGUUGCUGUGCUGUGCGUGGUCUGCAUCAUCACUAGAAGAAGGACAUCCGGACGCAAUCCCAGGACACAAGAUGGCACAGAUUCAAGAGAGCCUGUGAAACCAGAUAACAUGCCUUUAUCAGUGACGUAUGACAACAGUCAAGAGCCAACGUACUAUCCGUCCCCUUAUGCCACUAGUAGUGCUCCUGGAUAUAGCAGGGAGCAAUGUGUACAGUCCAGCCACCAACAAAACAUGGGGACAUUCGGCAGCGCUCGAAGCGGAUACGCGUAUGACAUACCUUAUCCACAAAGAAGAGUGGAAAAAUUUGAAUCAAAUUACCAAUCUUCAAUAGUCUACUUACCAGCAUAUCACCAUACAGGGUCUCAACUACGGAACCACCAGGAGCAGGCAAUUUACGAGGUUCCAGAUUUAGGAAGGAGGAAACAAGAACGUUCCCGGUCUUGGAGAGAAGCUGGAGACGGCAACUCCAGCGCAGGUUCUGAUGACAACGAGGACGACCUCGUACUCUCUUCCAAAGACAGAAUGUACAGAGAUGAAGCUAGAGAAUCCGAGACGGAAUGCGACAGGCUGUGGAAAAAUUUCGAAAGCAGUCAAUAUGAAGAAACUAAAAGGUGGUCCUCCGACCACGAAAGAGUUGUCCUCACAUAAAGCUGUAUCUUGCGAAUAUCGAAAAAUAAUAUAUGAAAGACAGUAUUUCAAAACAUGUUUUUAAACGCAUCAUUCAAGAUUAGAUAUAAAGAAGGAUUUUACUGGUGCUAAAGACGUGAUGAAAGAAAGUUCAUUGAGUGUACAUAUAAGAAUAUGCUAUGUGUACAAAAAUUUUGUGAAUAAAAAUGUUUUUCAUUUGUG